AUGGAAUCCCAGGACGCGCUCCGGGACUCGGAUCCAGCUUCUAAAAACCACGGCGUGAGCCCUCAUCUGCAACCGCAACAGCCACAGCCAAACCCCUCGUCCUCCUUGACUCUCGAUCCCUCUUACGCGAAUCCGACCUCCGGAGCCGAUUCCUAUACCUACCACUCCGCCUAUCUCUCCGCGCCCCCCGGGGCGCAAACCUUCGCCCCGCCCGAUCAGUCCUAUUCCCAAUCGCUCUCCUUCGACCCCAGUCUGGUCGACCAGUCCGCCGGCAUGGCGGCGCAGCACCAACAGCACCAUCACCAUCACCACCAACAGCAACAACAGCCCUCCGAGGAAAACUUCUCCACCCUGUUGAACUCGAAUCCGUCCGACUUUGACUUCGUUUAUCAGAACCACUCCCCCAACAGUGUCGCCUCCCCGGAUUACGAUUCGUCCUUGAUGCUCGACCCCCAGAUGCAUGCGCAGUCCCACCAGCUCAAUCACGCCGUCAACCCGGCCGACCUCGUCAGUCAAAUCCCGUCCCCGCAUUCAGGGGCCUCGCCGCAAGACCAGCAGCAUUCGCCGAGUCCGAUGUCCCCGCCCAGCUCAACUCCAGGGACCUACUACACCCCGCAACACUCCCGCCAUACUUCCUUGGACCCCGCCACGGCCGCUUAUAUGACGGGAAACACCCCCGACUGGCAGGCUGUCAUGAACAAUGCCGCCUUCCAAGGCCAUCGACGUGCGCCCUCCGAAGUCUCCGAGGUGUCCUCCGCCGCCCAUUCCCCCUACCUGUCGCAACACGAGUCCUUUGAUGGUGUCGAUAACAAUCCCUCUCCGCUCCUGGCCCCGCAGAAUGACCCUACCUUGUUCGAUAAUGCGCUGGGGAUCGAGUCCUUCACGCUCUCGGAUCCGCACCAGCAAGGGCUAAGCCCGGCCCACAGCCCGUACAUCUCCCCGCAGCUCAUGCCGCAACAAGGAGGGGAGAUGGUUCCAAAUAUGCCUUAUGUGUCCGCCCCGGCGACGAACCAGUAUCCCACUCCUCCAACGAACGAUAUGUACGGCACGGGUGCCGAAGGCCUCAAUGUGACUGCGCCGAAUGCCAUGGCUGGAGAUAUUGGACAAGCCUCUCAGAUGGCACCGCCCUCCAUCAAUGUGGAAUUUGCUCCUCCAGCCCGAGACCUGAACUAUCCGCAAACCAAACCCACAGCUGAUUUGGACUCUCUCAGCCCCCCUCCCAUGCGCUCCCGUGUGCGUAGCAAGUCCGACCCUUACGCCCAUCCUGCCUCACGCUCGCGCACGCCAGCUUCCACCUCGAGCAGUUUGGAGCCGCUGGCACCUUCAUCUCCUCGGUCGCUGUCCCCCUUCGACAGCAUGGGCCGACAGCCGCACAGCAACCCGAGCUCGCGGGAGCCCUCGCCCUCGCGGUCCAAUCGUCGCCUGUCGACUUCGUCGAUCGAUAGUCGCAACUACAUUCUGGGACUUGCCGAUCCGGGCCGCCCAGGAGCGAAUCCCAAUGAUUCCAAGCGCGUGCAGAAACAUCCAGCCACCUUCCAAUGCCAUCUCUGUCCCAAGCGCUUCACGCGGGCCUACAACCUGCGGUCGCACCUGCGGACGCACACGGACGAACGGCCAUUCGUCUGUACGGUGUGCGGGAAGGCCUUUGCCCGCCAGCACGACCGGAAACGCCACGAGGGUCUCCAUUCGGGCGAGAAGAAGUUUGUCUGCCGCGGCGACCUCGCGCGGGGUGGACAGUGGGGCUGCGGUCGCCGCUUUGCUCGCGCCGAUGCCUUGGGGCGCCACUUCCGGUCCGAAGCUGGUCGGAUCUGCAUCAAGCCGUUACUUGAUGAAGAGUCGCAAGAGCGCGAACGCACGUUGAUGGAUCAGCAACAGCAACAGCACUUGCAGCCGAUCCCACCCCCGCUCAUGGUUCCCAACAUGGACGGCCAGCAUGCGGGUAGUUUUGUUCUCCCCGCCGCCUUGUUGGCGCAAUAUCCUGCCCUUCAGACCCUCCAGUGGGAUCAGAUCCCAGCGACGGCCGAUGACCCUAGUGACAUGGGCGGCCGGAGCAGUUUUGACGCCAGUUCUGGCGGCGAAUUCGGGUUCGACGAUGAUGAUUCCGCGCUCAGCAGUGUCUCGGGGCUGAGCGGGGGCUAUCCUAGCCCCCAAGACAACCUCUACGGGGUCAAUAACCAAGGACAGAUGUUGGGAUGA
This is a messenger RNA of Aspergillus terreus NIH2624, 2196 nucleotides long. RefSeq names its product putative C2H2 transcription factor Crz1 (gene crzA). NCBI's taxonomy places the organism in Eukaryota, Fungi, Ascomycota, Eurotiomycetes, Eurotiales, Aspergillaceae. Gene Ontology annotation, molecular function: RNA polymerase II cis-regulatory region sequence-specific DNA binding; DNA-binding transcription factor activity, RNA polymerase II-specific. Gene Ontology annotation, biological process: regulation of transcription by RNA polymerase II. Gene Ontology annotation, cellular component: PcG protein complex; transcription regulator complex. The transcript has 2 exons. The record is from RefSeq and is a predicted model, not a curated record. Bases 1 to 2196 code for a protein of 731 amino acids.